AUUUUUAUGAUAUCUGAACAACAUGUAAGCCCCCUCUUGAUAUCACAAAGUCAACAAGUAUCAUCUCACUCAAAGUUAUCACCAAACAUAUCCUCCAGGAAAGGUUAUCUCAUAAUGGAAAACCACACCUCUGUGAAGUCACUAAUCAAUCCCGAUCUGCUAAUGCAGCUCACGGAUGCCUAUCUUCCUUAUUCUAAAACCGAAGAUCUUGACUUUACUAUUGCCCAGUCAGACGCCUUCAGCGCAAACUUCAAGAAAGUAUGCCAAGAAAACAAAGCAAGAGAUGCACUUAUAGCACUCAGUCACCUCAGUCACAAUGGCGUACUCCCAACUCCUAUAGAACUGGACCUCAUGUCCUUUCUCCCAGAGCCAUCUUGCUCAGAAUUCCCGCAACAAUGCUUCGGACUUCAGUUGCUUCUUGAUCAAGCAUCGAGAAGCCUCCUAACUGGAAUCGAAGCUCGUUGGCAGGUUGCAUACUUUGGACCUUUGGCAAGACGUCUUGCUGGACAGUGGUAUGCACUACCUCAUCAUCUACGUCCGCAUUCAUGGCAGAGGUGGAAGAAUGAUGUAGGCGUUACUAGUUUCAGUUACUGGGUUUCGACGCAAGUCAUGUGGGCUGCCCCUUUUCUUCACGCCGAAGAUCUAGGGAGUCAAGAGAUUGGAUUGGAGUUAUCAAACGACUUACGUCAAGCUGUUGAAGAAUACACGGGAACAAAAGAUCCGCACCGGGAGUCAAGGGAUACGACACUGAAAGAUGAUCUGCUUUUCAUAAGAGAGGUUGUCAAGAGCCCGCCAAAAGACGAUGAGGGUGCUAUCAGUAUGGCGGCUUGGACGUACUGGUGGUGCAUGAUCCUGGACGCUCACUGGCCUAUCAUCGCGCGAUUUGGUCGCUAUCCUUACCGCAAUGCUGCCUUUGGUAGGCCUAGUACAAAGGAGGAAGAGAAAUGGUUGGACGAUAUAAAUCACUUUUCUGAAGCAUCUCCUGAAAUUGCUAAACGAAUCCAGGAAGAUGUUGAGAAGAGUCGGUGGACUCCACUUGAAGAGAGUUGAUCUGCGGUACACUGUUGUGAAUUGUUUAGGCUGAGUUUUAUGUAUCAAGAACUAGCUGCAACUGUUUUAUGCGAGUCACUUUCGGAUGAGAUGAGUGAACUAGUUAAGUAACGCCACACAAUAAACGGAGACCUGUAUGUCACUAA
Fusarium odoratissimum NRRL 54006 is the source of this 1196-nucleotide messenger RNA. RefSeq lists its product as uncharacterized. The transcript is spliced from 2 exons. Bases 7 to 1050 code for a protein of 347 amino acids. The record is from RefSeq and is a predicted model, not a curated record. Gene Ontology annotation, molecular function: protein binding. NCBI's taxonomy places the organism in Eukaryota, Fungi, Ascomycota, Sordariomycetes, Hypocreales, Nectriaceae.